UGCCUGCAAAGUCGCCCGUUGAUUGGCUGGCUGGCAGGCGCGCGCUCCCGUGCACAUCCCAGCUGGUACCUGUCGAGAAGACGCUGAUUGACCGUCGCGCGCAUUAUCGAGCCGCCAUGGAGUUAUUAACUCGAUAUCUGGACAGGAGCAACUCGGUCAGCUCAACCACAACUGUGGACUUGAUCAAAGAGGAGAGGCUGAGGGAUGAUUUGAAGUAUUACUUCAUGAGCCCGUGUGAGAAAUACAGGGCAAGAAGACACAUCCCAUGGAAGUUGGCGGUCCAAAUCCUCAAGAUAGUCAUGAUCACCACACAACUGGUAUUGUUUGGCCUCAACAACCAGCUGGUGGUGUCCUACAAGGAGGAGAACACCAUGGCCCUGAAAAACUUGCUCCUGAAGGACUAUAGCGGCGUGGACGAGGACGACUACUGCGUGGCCGUCUACACGCAACAAGGCGUCUAUGACAGCAUCUUUCAUGUCCUGGAGCAGUACAGCCAGCUGGGCCGCCUGGCUGUGGGUCCCAUCAGUUACGCUGAGGAUGAUGAAGGCCGCCUGCUGCCUCUGGUCGUCUGCAAGAACCUCUACAGGAAAGGCAGCGUCCAGCCUUCCAACGAGGCCUACGACAUAGACGCUCAAUUGGAGACAAUUUGUUUAUCACUCGAUCCAAAGAGGGCACAUGAAUGGAAAACUUCCAACGCUUCCUUUUUCGACCUGGACUUCUACAGGUUAGUGGACAUGAAAAUAAACUUCAAGGUGAAAGGCAUCAACCUCCAGACUGUUCGCUCACGAGAGUUACCGGACUGUUACUCUUUCUCCGUUACGAUCACCUUUGACAACCAGUGUCACAGUGGAAAGGUGAAACUCUUUCUGGACAUCGAUGCCCAGAGCAGCGCAUGCCGAGACUGGAAGAUAUCUGGAACAGCCCAGAAAAACACGCACUAUCUCCUGGUGUUCGACGCCUUCGUCAUUGGGGUGUGCAUCACCUCCGCUGUCUUGUGCACACGCUCCAUCGUGCUCGCCGUCAGCUUGCUGCAGAGAUUCUCCAGAUUCCUCCAUGACAACUACAACCGUAAAGUGUGUGAGGACGACCAGGGAGAGUUCCUCAAUGGCUGGUAUGUGCUGGUCAUUGUCAGCGACCUCUUGACCAUCGUGGGAUCCAUACUGAAGAUGGAAAUACAAGCAAAGAGUCUGACCAGCUACGAUGUGUGCAGUAUAUUUCUGGGAACGUCCACGUUAUUAGUGUGGGUCGGUGUGAUCAGAUAUCUGGGCUACUUCCAGAAAUACAAUGUGCUGAUCUUGACCAUGAAGGCAGCCUUUCCAAAGGUGCUGCGUUUCUGCUGCUGUGCAGGCAUGAUCUACCUGGGAUACACCUUCUGUGGGUGGAUCGUACUAGGACCUUACCAUGAGAAGUUUGAGGGCCUGAGCCUGGUGGCGGAGUGUCUGUUUUCUUUGUUGAACGGUGACGACAUGUUCACCACCUUCGCCCAGCUGAAGGACAAGAACACGCUGGUUUGGCUCUUCAGUCGUGCAUACCUCUACUCCUUCAUCUCGCUCUUCAUCUACAUGGUGCUGUCGCUCUUCAUCGCCCUCAUCACAGACGCCUACGAGACCAUCAAGAAUUACCAGAAGGAUGGCUUCCCGCUGACGGACCUGCAAAAGUUCCUCCACGAUCAGAAGGAUAUCAUAGCUUCAGAGGAGAGCAGACAACCAGACGUCCACAUUCGAUACCCGCUCAUCUGCUGCUGUGCACGAGUCCAUGGAAACGAUGAAGUCACACUCAUCAGCUGACAAAUGUCACACGUCCUAAUGAAGCUUGAUGGGAACUGGACUUGACACAAUCUCCUGUGAGCAUGUGGCUGGCUCCAGCAGGUACAAAGCGUGUGGUGCAAUAGAGACAUCUUCAAGUCUUACCAGAUGAUGUCGGCCAUCAGGCUGACUCUUGUGUGCACAGAUGGUGAAAGGACUGCACGUGUGUUUGUGUGUGGGAAUCUUAC
Molecule: messenger RNA, 1993 nt
Organism: Nerophis lumbriciformis (worm pipefish)
Lineage: Eukaryota; Metazoa; Chordata; Actinopteri; Syngnathiformes; Syngnathidae
Gene: mcoln2
Product: mucolipin TRP cation channel 2
Cellular component (GO): membrane
Molecular function (GO): NAADP-sensitive calcium-release channel activity
Source: RefSeq, a predicted model, not a curated record